Molecule: messenger RNA, 4257 nt
Organism: Ascochyta rabiei
Lineage: Eukaryota; Fungi; Ascomycota; Dothideomycetes; Pleosporales; Didymellaceae
Exons: 3
Coding region: 1-4257 (1418 amino acids)
Biological process (GO): metal ion transport; transmembrane transport
Cellular component (GO): membrane
Molecular function (GO): cobalt ion binding; cobalt ion transmembrane transporter activity; magnesium ion transmembrane transporter activity
Source: RefSeq, a predicted model, not a curated record
AUGAACAGGAGCACCGAAGAAGCGAUGCCGACAACGAUACUAGCCCAUGUCGACAAUGAAGAUGACACACAAACGACGGCCGACGCGACACCAAUCGAAAGAGAGGGGAGACAAGAUACUACUACAAACAUGCACGGACCAAAAUCGAAUAGGCUGACCUUUGUGCUGAGAACGCAUGAUGGUGAUGGAUACGUUCUACCAUGCCUUUCAUGGGAGGCGACGAAACUCCAGAUAGAAGAGAUAUACAGUCUGCGAGGUCGUGAAAGACUCGCAAAAGCGGUUAAGGAUGGCAACUUCAGUUUGUUGACUGAGAGUGGAGAUAUCAUCCUACCUUCUUUCUGGGACCUCGUGGUCAAAUCGUCCACAAUAGUACAAGUCAGCCUGCCGUCAGACGUUCUCGAUCCUGAUGUCGCCUCAUUCCACCCCAGAGGAGACAGAGUCAGGACUAGAUAUCGAACAUCUAGCCCGUCGGUGAUGUAUAUUGAUGACGAUGCGAAAAAAUCGACAGCAGAGGAGCUGAGCGGUGCUGUUGAUCAUAGCGAAGACGACAGUAGUGGUAGUGAUGAGGGAACGGACGUCGAGAAUACCAGCAGUGAGAGUGAGCUGUCUGAGACGCCAAUCCUUGCCGAGGCGACUAUUGAACCUAUUCGUCCAGUUAUAGCCUCGGUGGAUGGUGAUGGUAACGAUCUCUCUUUCCAGAUCAACACUGCCUUCAUUGGGCCGUUGGACCGGGCUACAGCAGAUAUCAAUAAUCCACCGAACAAGCGGGAACCCCAACAAUCCAUUGGCGAAAAAGAGUACAUGUACAUCACGAAGGCAGUGAUGACUCAGGUCGAGAGUCGAAAUACGCUCCAAAUUCAUGUGUUACCAGGUCCCAGAAGCACUUCGGCACGCUCAGAUAUUAGUUUGCGAUGGUAUCACUUACAUUCCGAGAGUCUAGACUUCGUUAAGUUUCGAGAAACCUGUCUGGGCAUCCCUGGUAUUUCUGAGCGCCUGCACAAAUUGUCAAGAAAGCUCUUUGAAAAAAUCGAGAAAGAAAAGCUUAAGGAUUUCCUGGACGGCAUGUUCAUCGAACCCGGUACAGUGCUUAGGGCCGAUGAAAGCCACCAGUCAGAUCCGCAGAGUGCUAUAUUCAGUUGUGUCCCUUACUUCGACCUCCACAAGGCACCUAGAAAGGCUUCAGCUGCUGGCCACACAGAUCAUCUCUUCCCACCCAGGACACUGAUGCAGUCAUACUAUCCGUAUGAGCCGGUACAAGAAAGGGACGCAGAACAGGCGUACAGAACCUACGGAAACGAGCGAGCCGGUGCUCUUAUUCACGUUCCAAACUUGUGGAUGGUAAACAUAGGUUCGGAAUUAGUUGCCACAUGCGGUCAUCAAGCGUUGUCCAAAGGAUUUGUGCAGUCCAUUCAAGUGGUUGAGGUUGGUCGCAAAUACGCAAAGGAAGAAGAAUACCCUACCACCGAUAUCAGACUGACUGAUUGGCAUGGUCGCAACUUGAUUUACUCACUAAAAGAGUGCCGAUCAUACUUUCAGAUGGAGCAGAAGCUGAAGGAGCUGCGAUGGUGUUCCACGCGUUCACAAAACGAGAAAAGUUUGCAGCUCUCAUGGCAAACGUCACGCGGCAGUGUGAAAGUUACUCCCGGAAUCUGGGCCGACAUCCUUCGCAAGAAAGACGCCCUAUUCAUCAACCUCAGUCUGUUGAAUGAUAUCGAGGAUGGCACCAAGCACGUUACUAGUGCAGAGCUCCCGUCAUCGACUGUACUAUCAGCAACCCCUUUCUUUCAUUGGCCGAAUUCGAUGAGUGCAGAAAAGCUUGAGACGGAACGUUUCAUUCCUGGUGAUAUCAAGCGCUCAAUGCAGUGUUUGGAACACGUCGAGAAAGCCAUGUUGUCAGAAGUCCUUAGCAGCUAUGGGACAUACAACUCGGUCGAGAAGACCUUCACAUCGACUGCAUACUACCGUGCGCUUCCAGAAGGCUUUGCGGAGCAGGUAAAGUCAAGUAUCGAGUCAAUUGUCACUACUAGAAAGAAGCUGCCAAGUUCGAGUGCGAUUGAUCAUUCCGUUCACGAGGCCGUAGUCAAUCGCCAACAAGACGUCCUUGCCCAGAAGACAACCGAGCUGUUUGAAACCAUGCAAAAGACGUUGGCACUCUUCGUUGCCGACGUUGAAAAGAGCACGAUGUUACGCAAAUCGUGGGGUGCCAUGAAGAGUAUGUGCGGUAUCGUAGCGACGGUCUGCAGUCGUGCGCCCUCGAAUUAUCGUCCGAGAAGGAAUUCAAAUCCCGGCUGGACACAUGACCCCAUGAACAACACAGGUUGGUUUGUACGUCUAGAGACUACCAAUAUGGAGACAAAAGAUUCGUUCAAAAAGCUUCAGCAGAUGAUCGAAAUGUGUAGGAAAUGCGGAACGACCAAGAUGUACAACACCCAACAGGCUGCGUUGUUGCACUUGCAAAAGCACAUCAAGUCGAUUGAUCAGUCCAUCUUGGACAUGCUGAUUCCCGAGGAAUGUAUCCUGACCUACGCCCAGAUGAAGAUGGAAACGUGGAACGACGGCUAUGUUGCCAUACUCACAAAAGCGUGCCAGACAGCGCAAGAGAUACAUGUUCAGACCAAAGAGUUGUCGGAGGGUGUAUGCAACGAAGAUGGGCAACUAUCUGACCUGUACACAUUUCCUCGUCCAUUGCUUAGUGCCUUGCGCCAGCUACUGGUCUUUUACCUAGCGGUCGAGCGGGCCAUGUACUACACUGAGGAGCAAUUCAUGGAUAAAACGAUUGCAUUCGAAGAACCUGAGUACAUGGCUACGUUGCCUUUCUCAUCUGAAGGUCUGCGGGUCCUCGAGGUAUUUGGCAACGGAGUACAGCAGGCAGUAAAUUUGGCUCGUAACGAGCUCUGCUCUAUGGUCAAAUCCACAAAGCUUACGCAAGUCUUCCAAAGACUAUCACAGAGUCCGGAAUACUUAUGCAGUUGGUUCAUGCGACGACUGAUUGUCAAGCCACUCGAGAAGAGCAUGACGGUCAGCGACAUGUACAGGGAAUACUUAUCAACAAUCCAAUUCCAAGUCAAUCAUCGUCCGGGAAAGCGGCUGUUGCGCUCGAUCAACCUCCUUCAGGAAGAAUUGACAGCUCUUCUGGAAGUCAACACACAGCAGUACAAGCUCAUCUCGAACUACUUGAGCGUUCUUGAUGAUGCGACCUACGAGAAGGAUACACCCAGCCGUCGCGCCAUGUAUCCCUAUGAGCGCAUGCUCUUGGCUUCUUGCCAGGACAACCUGCAACUCACGGAUCAAGAGUACCGUUACCUGCUCGCACGUUGCGGUCCGUUAGCAGAUAGCACCAAGCAGAGUCUGGAAAUCAAUGAAGAAGACCACGGAAAGGCGAUAAUGGUGUUUACCAUCGUCACCAUCGUGUUCCUGCCCCUUUCCUUCGUCACAUCGUUCCUUGGCAUGAACACAACUGAUAUUAGGGAUAUGGGUAGUUCUUCGUCGCUAUUCUGGGCAAUUGCCGUGCCACUGACAGCUGUCACCAUGGGUUCGAUAUUGUACAUUGGUUACAACGGCGACGAACUGCGCGAUACAUUCAGUUCACUAUACCGCACCGUUACGGGAAAGCAAGACCGCAGCAUUAGCGCACGAGGCAUUAGUAUUGCGCAACGAAAGCGUGCAAGAAGAGUGGCGGUGAACUCGAAUAGCACGCUAGACUCCACAGGCCUCGCAGACGAGGCCGAGUACGCCAAUCCACGACCAGACGACUAUCAAAGAAUAGUGUACCGCACUGACGGAGUGCACUAUGGAGAGGAGGAGUAUCCAAGCGCACGUCGACCGCCGCAUCGCCAGUAUACUCUUGAGGCGCCGACAAUGCAGUGGGAGCCCUAUCUCAGCGCACCCAACCCAUUUGCACCUGAGCCUCGGAUGACUUCGCGCACGCAACCGUUCGGUCAAUCUCAGACAUACGUGCAAGCUUCUUAUCCUCCUCCACCGCCUCCGCGGCGUUAUCAAUCGCCACCACCUCUGGCUCAGAUGCGACCCACUCAAGAAUACGCGGAGAUACCGGUAAUUCGACAAGACCUUCAACACAGCGAGUUUUUGCAGCAGGGACGGGCACCAGCACAAUACUUGUGGACGAAGAAGGGUCAUAGGUAUCGUCGCUCCCAUAGAGAAGAGAUCGGACAAAGAAUAGAGGGUAGGCGAGAUGAAUGGGAUGACAACGACAAAGAAGAAUGGUACACUAGAACUCAGCCCCGUUCAAGACGAUGA